Messenger RNA from Prorocentrum cordatum, 2325 nucleotides. The record is from the annotation of a GenBank genome assembly. NCBI's taxonomy places the organism in Eukaryota, Dinophyceae, Prorocentrales, Prorocentraceae.
GUCGCCCUGUGCGGGUUGGCGCAGGAGCAGGGCAUCGCCGCUCUACGGGCGUGCCUCGCCGACGCCCGCGGCGAUGAGACACUUCGCUUCACCGAGAUCACUUCUGCCAUGGCACGUCGUGCUGUCGUGUGGGGCGAUUCCUCGGCGUGGGGUGACAUAAAGGUUGUUCUCCAGACUCGCUUGGCCCCCGGCUCUCGGCCGUUGCCAUCCGAAGUCAUGUCCGUCUGUGCUGCCCAUUUCCGCGAUGCAGAUUUCAUCGUUCCCGACCCCAAGGAGGACGCUGUCAUUGUCCACGGUGGGCUGGACAACGGGUACGGGUCCGCGGAGGAUGGGUGCCACUUCUUGCCGCUGCUCCAUGUCGACGAGCACCGCCUGUUGCCCCCGUGCUCGUCACCGAAAUGGGCCGACAUGGUGGCGGCCGUCGCCGCUCGCAGUGGUGAUCUCGCGCUGGAGUCGCGCGUCCGUGACGGGGGCGACUGCUGCUUCCACGCGCUUCUCGUCCUCCUGCAUUUCCGGGGCGUGCUCAUGCUCGCGCCGAGCGGCGUGUCCGCGGCCCCGGGGGGAGCGAGUGCCGGUCUUCGCGUCCCGGACCCCACGGGCGAGAGCGUCGCCGCAUUGCAGGCCAAAGUCGAAGGGCUCCCAGAGGACGAGGCAUCGAACGCGAUCGAAGAGUCCCUGUUUCCUGACAUCGUCUUCGAGGGUUUUAAGACGAAGGGGGAGGUCUACGAGACAGCGCGCCAGAGGGUCAUGAAGGCGUGGGAGGACACCCGGUCUCACCGCCAGAUUGCCAGCGAGCUGGAUUUCGAUUUGCGCACCAUUGCGCCGAAGCUGUUGGCGGACGCCGUGCACACCGCAGCAAUGGCCCGGGGUCUCUCUGCGGAGGCGCUGCUCUCCGCCGUGGAGUGCAACAUGGGUUUCAUCGAGGCGCCCGGAACAGAGCUGACGCACUUGCGGAUGUCAGGCCAUUACAUUUCCCCUGGCCAGCCCCUCUUGAUCGGCAGCGCGUCCUCCACGCGGAAGUCGGCCUUGAUGCAGUGCACGGACAAGUGGUUGACGCAUGUCCCGGAGGCCUCCCCUGUUUUCAAAGACAAGUUGGUCAUGAACACGGACUGCACCACGAAGGGCAUUCGGAAGCAGCUUGAAGAACACGGCCGGUGCGGCAUCUCCAGCGACGAGGCCGCAAACACGUUCCAGACGCCCUUCAGCGACGUGGAGUCCGGGGUGCACUAUCUCAGCUGCGCGAAGCUUAACACGUGGACGCAGAGCGAGCACGACGGACCGGCGACUGGCAACGGCAAGGUGUCUUUGGACACUUACAAUUUCAUGCUCAAGUGCGCGGGCCAGACAGAGGUCGUCGAGUUUAUCGUCAUGCCGAAAGUGCACGGGUUCCAGAAGCGCAUGCAGACGGACGCGCGCGCGGACGACGGGGUCGAUUCCGAACAGAGCGACUCCUUCAUCGAGCGUCUGCACGGGUGGAUGCACGAGCAUUGUUCUGAUGUCGCCAGCGUUCUCUCGCUCGACGGCUUCGCCUACACCAUAUACCGUGCUGCGAAGCAGGCUUUUGAUGAUAUCUGUCAGACCGUGCCAAUGCCGCCGGCAUUCAAGACGAAGUUGAAUUUCCUUCACAGCGACUUGCUUCGCGCAACGCACCGGGUGCACCGCGGGAACCAGUUCGCCAGGCAUUUCAUCGCCCGGCAUGCUGCCCAGGGCGACGACGCCCUGGCGCCGCAACCGCCUUUUGAUUCUGCUUGCGGGUGUUGUCUUCCCAGUGUGAACGAAAUCACGAUGGGGCUCCACAAGGUUCUCCGCCAAAUUGAACUUCACUUCGGGCUGUGCCGCUUCCACGUCGCCCACGCUGCCGAGGGCAACCAUCGCUCCGGCGCCGACGGCAGGUGCGCAGGCGGAUCUUCGGCGGCCGUGCUGGCCGCUCCUGACGUCGCGGAGAUAGCGAUGAGGGCCCUCAUGCCGUCCGAGCUGACGCGGCAGUUCCUGCUCACUCGCGCUCCCAAGGGGCAGAUUUUCACGGAGGCGGAUGCGAGGCAGUGGCUCAGGAAUAAGAGGGACACGUGGUUCAGAACGGACCUGGCAAAGAAGAUCUCCGACGGCUUGACAGCGCUGGUCGCGGCUGAUCUCCUGGACAGGGUCGCGGACUCCGCCGAUGCGGGGGACUCCGCGCAGAGGGCCAAGGCGGCGCAAGGCAAGCGCAAGGGCAACCCCAAGGGCAAGGGCAUGUUCAAGAAGCGCAAGCUCGAGGAGAUCGUUGCGGACGCAGAUGCCACGGAGGAACGCAAGCGCCUGCGGGUGAGCACGAGCGAAUUCGAGUGA